This is a messenger RNA of Hyaloscypha bicolor E, 2330 nucleotides long. RefSeq names its product Sec1-like protein. NCBI's taxonomy places the organism in Eukaryota, Fungi, Ascomycota, Leotiomycetes, Helotiales, Hyaloscyphaceae. The transcript is spliced from 2 exons. Gene Ontology annotation, biological process: intracellular protein transport; vesicle-mediated transport. The record is from RefSeq and is a predicted model, not a curated record. The coding region runs from base 221 to 2002 and encodes 593 amino acids. Gene Ontology annotation, cellular component: Golgi membrane.
UUUCAACCCGCUGGCAUCAUCAGAUCACCAGAGCCGAGCAGCGCAUCGCAUUUCAUAUCUGCUAGCCCGACCACCCUUCGUCCGCCUAUCGAGGCCUUCAGUGCACCCUCCUUGCCUGUCCAGCUCUGUCGAUUUCCCCGAUACCGUGAAAUCCUCCGAGGAAAUGCCCACACGAAGACCUUGAGAACCUGCACUCUGGGAGCCUCCCACCACCAUCGCCAUGGAUGUCGUACAGGCCGUGUCUGGGUACAUCUCCAAGAUGGUCUCUGCUGGAGACAGCGCAUCGGGAACUCCGUCGGCAAAGAUGAAGAUCUUGUUGCUGGAUCGCGAUACCGUCUCGAUCGUUUCUACGGCCAUCACACAGUCGGCUUUGCUGAAUCAUGAGGUUUACCUGAUCGAUAGAUUGGACAAUCAGAACAGGGAGAAGAUGCGGCACCUCCGGUGCCUCUGUUUUGUGCGGCCUUCAGCGGAUUCCAUCCAGUUUCUCAUUGAUGAAUUCCGAGAACCCAAGUAUGGGGAAUACAACAUAUAUUUCAGCAAUGUUGUGAAGAAGUCUUCCCUGGAGCGGCUGGCCGAGGCAGAUGAUCAUGAAGUAGUCAGGGCGGUGCAGGAGCACUUUGCGGACUACAUUGUCGUCAAUCCGGAUCUCUUUACCCUUGAUUUGGGAUUUCCGAGGCAGCGGAUAUGGAGUUCGAACCCGGACAUGUGGAACCCCGAUGCCUUGCAACGAACAACUGAGGGUAUCAUUGGAGUGCUACUCUCGUUGAAGAAGAAGCCUCUGAUCAGAUAUGAGAAGAACAGUUUAUUGGCCAAGAAAUUGGCGACCGAAGUGCGUUACCAGCUUACGCAGGAAGACCAACUCUUCGAUUUCAGAAAGGUCGAUACUCCUCCGAUACUCCUAAUACUGGAUCGAAGAGAUGAUCCCAUAACACCCCUCUUAACACAGUGGACAUACCAGGCAAUGGUCCAUGAACUUUUGGGUAUUCAGAAUGGUCGUGUGGACUUGAGCGACGUUCCAGACGUGCGGCCAGAGUUGAAAGAAGUGGUCCUGUCCCAAGAUCAAGACCCUUUCUUCAAAAAGAACAUGUACCUCAACUUCGGAGAUCUUGGAGGAAACAUUAAAGAUUAUGUUGAGCAAUACCAGUCAAAGACGAAGAACAGCUCCAAUAUCGAGUCGAUAGCCGACAUGAAACGCUUUAUUGAAGAGUACCCGGAAUUUAGAAAGCUUUCCGGCAACGUGAGCAAGCACGUUACCUUGGUUGGAGAAUUAAGUCGGAAGGUCGGCGCAGAAAACCUGCUCGAGGUCAGUGAGGUAGAGCAGUGUUUAGCAUGUAAUGAUAAUCACACCAAUGAUCUCAAAAAUGUUCAGCGGCUCAUUCAAUCGCCAGCAGUAACACCAGACUCGAAGCUCCGUCUCGUUGCCCUCUAUUCAUUACGAUAUGGCAAGCACCCAUCCAAUGCUUUACCGUUACUUGUCGACUUACUGAGCGCGGCUGGGAAUGUUCCGCAAAGACGCAUCGACCUUAUUGCAAAGCUUCUCACCUACCACUCUUCCUUGCAACAAACUCAGGUCGCUGGUGGCAUUUCCGACAUGUUUGAAUCGGCGGGGAUUUUCUCCGGGGCUCGUGAUCGCUUUAAGGGUCUGAAAGGGGUGGAGAACGUUUACACGCAACAUUCGCCCCGAUUAGAACUAACGUUACAAAAUCUCAUUAAAGGGCGCCUGCGAGAACAGCAGUAUCCGUUUGUGGAAGGCGGUGGAUCCACUCGAGAUAAGCCACAAGAUACUAUACUCUUUAUUGUGGGUGGCGUCACCUUUGAAGAAGCGAAAACUGUCUCUCAGAUUAAUGCCUCGUCUCCAGGCAUUCGAAUUGUUCUCGGAGGGACAACGGUCCAUAACAGCACAACAUUCCUGGAAGAAAUGGAAGACGCGGUAUCAACUUGGCCAGAGCCCCCACCAUCCACAGCAUCAGGCAGGUUAAGAAUGGAGACAGGUCGACAGUGAUCGAAACCCGCGGGGAAUAGUGUUAGAAGACAGGAGGACCGCGGAGGAAAUUACGCCCGGACCAGACCAGCCAGUCCGCAGAUAUUUUCAGCGAUAUUCGGAUUUGUCGUGGCGACAAAGCAACUCAGGCCGAGUUCUCAAUUAGGCAACAUGAAGGAAAAUUUGCAUGUGGCCUGGUCGUUGGCAGCAGUUCCCGGUGAGCAAUGCAUUUGGAAUACCGUGCCCAGCGUUUCGCCAUCAGUAUGUAUUUCGAUGGGAUUCAGCUACCUAGCGGUGAUGGAAUUUUAGGCUAAUACAAGGGUUCCAUACUCCACUGCGUUUCUCGACU